AUGGAGCAGCGAAGAUCUGUAGAAUCAGAGACCACUACAAAUGAUGGUAGUGAAUCCGAGAUAAAAUCAUCAACAGAUGUUUUUCCAUCAGUAAUAGAAAGAUUAAUGGGAUGCAGUCUUAAGUAUAAAGUAAAUAUAGUAGAAUUUUUUAACAAAGUUUCCCUUUUCGUCCUUGCACUAUGGAUCCUAAAUUUCCUCAGCAAUCAAACUAAUUUUUCAGAAAGGUGGGAUAAUAACAGUAACGAUGGGAAAACAGGAAUUACGCCAAUUUUAGGGGCCAAAAUGAACAGAUCUUUAUCCCAAGUGGAUGUAAUAAGCAUGACAUCGCAUCUCCCUAAAUAUUGUAGACCAUGGGAUAAACCAUCUACUUACACGGACGUAUCACAAUUUCCAGUAAAGAUGCCAACACGCAGUAUGCCUCCAAAAGGACCCAAUAAGAUGCCCUCCUAUGGACCUCGUACCCGAGGUCCUCCCAAUGGACGUCCACCAUUUCCUCCAAAUGGUUAUCAUCAAGAUGGUACACUGAAAAGACCUCCUCCACAUGGUCCGCCCAAUGAAGGUCCACAACUUCCUCCUUAUAAUUGUCAUCAAAAUGAUCCAACCAAAGGACCUCCUCGGCAAGGACCCCCCAAUAAACAUCCACAACUUCCUCAAAAUGAUUAUCAUCAAAAUGAUCCAACGAAAGGACCUCCUCGGCAGGGACCUCCCAAUGAACAUCCAAAACUUCCUCAAAAUGAUUCUCAUCAAGAUGAUCCACUGAAAGGACCUCCUCCAUAUGGUCCUCCCAGUGGAAGCCUGCAGGAUCGAGCCGAGGUAUCUCCUCAUGAGGGUCCUCCCAGUGGAAGUCCGCAAAGUGCAGCCGAGGUAUCUGCUCCUCGAGGUCCUUCCGAUGAUAGUCCAAGUAGGUAUGCUAGUGAACGUUCAAAGAGUCCCGCCGGUGUAAAUGAAUCAGAAGUAUAUUUAAGGGAAAUCUUUCCACCAGUCCCUCCAAGGGGACAUGAUCCAAGUGUACCUGUAAUGUUUGAACAUCAUAAACAGUUUUUUCAACAGACGGAGGCUAAUGAAGAAUUAGAAUUUAUAGAUCCACGUUAUGAAAACCUUAAAUAUAUGAAAGAAGAUCGUGAUAAUAAAAUACUAGCAGGAAAUCCACCAAGUGAUAAAGGAGAAAAUGUUAACCCUGCUAAUAAUAUUGACAUUGUACGGCGUCCUGCCCCUCAGCAAAUUAGGGUUCAAAAAGUUCAGGAAGAAGAGAAAAAAGGGAUCUUGGGAGAAUUCGCAGACACAAUUAUGAGUAACAUUUAUGAAGUUGAAAUGGAGCGAAAUCCAGCAUUAGAAUUAAUAAAAGAGAACAUUAUAGAUAAUAUUAUUUCAGCAAAUAAAGGAGUAAAAAAAAAUAUUGACAUGAUAACAGAAAAUAUCGCAAAUGUCUUGAAAACAUCUGAAACCAGUGAUUGGAAACUUCACAUGGAUUUAAUUAAAGAAACAAUCGUAGAAAAAAUUGGAAGUCUAGAUCCAGAAGAUAUAAAAUCUAAAUGUGGAGAAAUAAAAGAAAAUAUUCUUGAAAAAAUAACAGAAAAUAUCGAAUCUGACGUAAAACCCAAAAUUAAUGAUAUAAAAGAUACCAUUAAUAGAAAUAUAGAAACCUUUGAACAUGAAGUGAUACCACAAAUUGGAAAAACUAUAAAAGACUGCGUUACAGAUACAAUAGGAGACAUUUCAACUGGUAUUGAAAAAACGUCAGAAACAAUAAAAGACGCAGUAGUGAGUAAUGUGAAAACAUUGUAUGAUAAUGUUCCUGAAGGUAUAAAAGACAUGGCGAAGAAAAUGACUCCAGAUCCAAACUUAACCAUGGAGGAAAACUUAAUAAAUGCAGUCACUAAAUCAAGAUAUGGAUUUAAAGUUUUCGGAUCUGUUACAAAUUAUUUUAAAAAUUUAGGAAGAAGAACUAAAGCAGUUGGAAGUGCUGUUAUAUCCUUUGCAUUCACAAUCGGAGCAAUCGGUACUCUGAUUGGAGGCGGCUCCCAAACCACUGCUGUUAUUGUUCUUUUGUUUAUCGCUCUGUUUUUUGCGUAUUAUGCUAUAGCAAAAUUAUUAAAAGUGUCAAUUUUAAAGAAGUUCAAGUCUUGGAAAAGAAAUUUUCUCAAAAAGAUGUCUAAGAAGAAUAAAAAAAAUGAGCUGCAGGAAGAUGUAGGAUAG
This is a messenger RNA of Plasmodium inui San Antonio 1, 2196 nucleotides long. RefSeq lists its product as hypothetical. NCBI's taxonomy places the organism in Eukaryota, Apicomplexa, Aconoidasida, Haemosporida, Plasmodiidae. Bases 1 to 2196 code for a protein of 731 amino acids. The transcript has 2 exons. The record is from RefSeq and is a predicted model, not a curated record.